AUGCUCGAAGCUCUCAAGAAACGUUUCGCUACAUUUGAAGAAAACACGCUGUUCAAAUUGGCGUCAACAUUGGACCCUCGCUGGAAGGCUACGUUCGGUUUCAAGUUUGAGGAGGAUUUCAUCCGCGGGGUAGAUACAUUCGAGAAAUCCAUCGGCCAAGCUUCAGCUGUCUCCGAGGUACCCCCCACUAGUGAGACUCCAUCAUCAACCCCGGCAUCCCAACAUCAAUCUGGCCUACUGCUGUUGCCUCACAUUCAGCCCAGUUUCAGCAAUCAUACUUUCAGCGAUAAACUAUGUUCAAAAAUGCAGUUUCCUUCCUACCAGCAAGUCAAAGCCUACCAGCAAGUCAAAGCAAUAAGUCUUCAAACUUUCAACGAUACUUUUCCAAUAUUCCAGUUGCCUUCCUACCAGCAAGUCAAAGCCUACCAGCAAGUCAAAGCAAGAAGCCUUCACACUUUCAACGAUACUUUUCCAAUAUUCCAGUUGCCUUCCUACCAGCAAGUCAAAGCCUACCAGCAAGUCAAAGCAAGAAGCCUUCACACUUUCAACGAUACUUUUCCAACAUUGCAGUUUCCUUACUUCAAACAAGUCAGUCCUGUCUAA
Daphnia magna is the source of this 603-nucleotide messenger RNA. RefSeq lists its product as uncharacterized. The record is from RefSeq and is a predicted model, not a curated record. NCBI's taxonomy places the organism in Eukaryota, Metazoa, Arthropoda, Branchiopoda, Diplostraca, Daphniidae. Bases 1 to 603 code for a protein of 200 amino acids. The transcript has 5 exons.